UCGAACACAAUUUAGGAUCUGGAAAUCCCGUGGCAGGCCACUGUUUAAGAUUUAGCCUUUAGAUGCAGACGGGGAAAAGUCACUGACUUGACGACCCUGGCACCUGCCCCUCACCCGUUACGGGGGCGGAAGCGGAAGUGACGAACACGGAAGUAGCCUGCUGUUGCCGAGGGGACGGGACGGGCAGAUGCCAACAUGGCAGCGGUUGGGGCUGGCGGUUCUACUGCGGCGGCCGGGCCAGGAGCGGUCUCCACGGGGUCGUUGGAGCCUGGCACCGCGAGUGCGGCUCACCGGCGCCUCAAGUACAUAUCCCUAGCCGUGCUGGUGGUCCAGAAUGCCUCCCUCAUCCUCAGCAUCCGCUACGCCCGCACGCUGCCUGGGGACCGCUUCUUUGCCACCACUGCUGUGGUCAUGGCCGAAGUGCUCAAAGGUCUCACCUGCCUCCUGCUGCUCUUCGCACAGAAGAGGGGUAACGUGAAGCACCUGAUUCUCUUCCUCCAUGAGGCCGUCCUGGUGCAGUAUGUGGACACGCUCAAGCUUGCAGUUCCCUCUCUCAUUUACACCUUGCAGAAUAACCUCCAGUAUGUUGCCAUCUCCAACCUGCCAGCUGCCACUUUCCAGGUGACGUAUCAGCUGAAGAUCCUGACCACAGCACUGUUCUCUGUGCUCAUGCUGAACCGCAGCCUUUCCCGGCUACAGUGGGCCUCCCUGCUGCUCCUAUUCACUGGCGUCGCCAUUGUCCAGGCACAGCAAGCCGGUGGUGGCAGCCUGCGGCCACUGGAUCAGAACCCCGGGGCAGGCCUCGCAGCUGUUGUGGCCUCCUGCCUCUCCUCGGGCUUCGCGGGUGUCUACUUUGAGAAGAUCCUGAAAGGCAGCUCGGGCUCUGUGUGGCUGCGCAACCUGCAACUGGGCCUCUUCGGCACAGCCUUGGGCCUGGUGGGGCUCUGGUGGGCCGAGGGGAGUGCUGUGGCCCACCGUGGCUUCUUCUUUGGGUACACGCCUGCUGUCUGGGGUGUGGUACUCAACCAGGCCUUUGGGGGGCUGCUGGUGGCUGUCGUUGUCAAGUAUGCUGACAACAUCCUCAAGGGCUUUGCCACCUCCCUGUCCAUUGUGCUGUCCACUGUGGCCUCCAUUCGCCUUUUUGGCUUCCAUCUGGACCCACUGUUUGCCCUUGGCGCGGGGCUCGUCAUCGGUGCCGUCUACCUCUACAGCCUUCCCCGAAGUCCAGUCAAAGCCAUAGCUUCCACUGCUGCCUCUGCUGCUGCCUCCGGACCCUGCAUUCACCAGCAGCCUCCAGGGCAGCCACCGCCACCGCAGCUGUCCUCCCACCGUGGAGAUCUCAUCACGGAGCCCUUUCUGCCAAAGUCAGUGCUGGUUGCUCACCAAGGUGAAGGGGUCGUAGUCGCCGGGAAUGAAGACGUUGGCCUGGCCUCGUUCUCCUUUCUUGCCCUGGCUCAGCUGGGACCAAACUCUCUGAUCAGUAUUAGGGGGAGGGGGAGAUAGUGGAACUCCCUGGCCCCACCGCGCCCACCCUCACAGCGGCCUGAGCUAAGCUCUCUGUAAAUGACUCACCUCAGCCCUAGGCCCCUGUCACCCCUAACGUAUUCCUUAGGUGAGUUUUUGCAAAUAAAAUGUGUUCUGCA
This is a messenger RNA of Chinchilla lanigera (long-tailed chinchilla), 1643 nucleotides long. It is a transcript of the gene Slc35a2, whose product is annotated as solute carrier family 35 (UDP-galactose transporter), member A2. The transcript has 5 exons. NCBI's taxonomy places the organism in Eukaryota, Metazoa, Chordata, Mammalia, Rodentia, Chinchillidae. Gene Ontology annotation, cellular component: Golgi membrane. Gene Ontology annotation, molecular function: UDP-galactose transmembrane transporter activity. Gene Ontology annotation, biological process: pyrimidine nucleotide-sugar transmembrane transport. Bases 196 to 1503 code for a protein of 435 amino acids. The record is from RefSeq and is a predicted model, not a curated record.